UGAGCAGUGUGGAUCUUUCCUUUUUAAACAACCAAUUCAUUUCAGUUUCACUGGGGCGGAGCCAAGGCCCAGCAAGGCUGGGUUUUUUCUUUGGGCUGGAGGGGCCCUUUUGGGCAAGAAAAUAAUAAAAUUUGGGCAAACAUUUUUUAUGUGACUCUCUCGUCUCUCUCGUUUUCUUUCUCCCUUGACUGGCUUGCUCCGUUGCUCGCAUAGAGUCUCACCGGCACGGCGGCGCGGCACCGCAGAGAAUGAGAGGCUGAGGUGGAGCUGCGGAGGGAGGACAUUGCGGAGCUCCUUCUCAUUCCCAAGGUGACUAGGUAGUUUAUGUGGCAACCCAUUAAGCCCUAAAGCGAUGACAUCCAAACCCGCUUAACCCUUCCAGAAACCUGGCACUGAGGUUGAAAUCUUUUCCAAAGGUGACGAAGGCAUCCGCAUCUGGUCCGUCGGCAAGGUCAUCCACGGGAACCAUAGUCAUGUCAUGGUGGAGUAUACUUACUGCGAGCAAGGCACCAAUCCCCGGGUAGAAUUCGUGAGCAUUGACAAUCUCCGGCCACGCCCUCCGCUGAAGCCCCACCAUGACUUCAAGUCCGGCGACAAGGUGGACACCUACAACGACAAAGGCAGCUGGUUGGAGGGUCACAUAACCAGCACAUUAAGCGAUGGCAGAUCCUUCGUGUGUUAUAAUGACCCCAAUCAAAAGUUCUUGUUUCCCAAUGAGAAGCUCAGGGCGCACCAUGAAUGGAUCGAUGACCAUUGGGGGCCUCCAACACAACAACCAAAGAAGGCGGAACAGGAGUUGUUUAGAAAGGGCGACUGGGUUGAGGUUUCCAGUGACGUGGACGGUUAUCUAGAAACUUGGUUUCUUGCUGAAGUUGUUGAGGUAAGGGUACAAGGGAAGUUCAAGUACCUUGUUCGGUACAAGCAUUUACUGGAUGAUAACUCUCCCAAGUAUCUUGAAGAGGAGAUUGAUGCCCAACAUAUAAGGCCUCUUGCGCCCAAUACUAGAGAUGGUGAUGCUAAACUUGGACUAGUGGGCAAAGUUGAUACUUGGCAUAUUGGUGAUUGUGAUGCUAAAUAUAAACUAGGUGAUAGAGUUGAUGCUUGGUCUCUUUCGGGCUGGAGGUAUGCUAAGAUUAUUGAGGUUCAGAACGAUAACAUAUAUAAAGUUUUCUUGAAGGGUGACGAACAAGAAAAGGAUAACUUUGACCCCAUCACAUUGAGACGGCAUUAUGACUGGGUUGAUCGCAAAUGGGAAAUAGCUUCUCAGGGCAGCAGCUGUAGCUCUGAUGAGGAGUACGGAUUUGCUCAAAUUUAGAAGAUGCAGGCUUGAAAGAAUUGAUUUUUCAAUGAAUGCUCCAAUCUUAACUGUAUCAACUAAAGACCUGGAUAACUUUUACUAUUUUAUCAUGAGUGUAUCAGUCUUUGCUAAACUUGAUAGCUGCUAGUCUCUUAGGAUUCAUGAUAUUGAGGAAUUUCACUAGCGCUAGUUAGAAACUAGUUUCCCCACCAUUCCUCAAUGACUACUGUGGUUUUAACUGGUAUUAUCUUGACUAGUAUUCAAUUUUUCUGUUAUUGUUAUCAA
Molecule: messenger RNA, 1582 nt
Organism: Lotus japonicus
Lineage: Eukaryota; Viridiplantae; Streptophyta; Magnoliopsida; Fabales; Fabaceae
Product: protein AGENET DOMAIN (AGD)-CONTAINING P1-like
Exons: 4
Coding region: 479-1315 (278 amino acids)
Source: RefSeq, a predicted model, not a curated record